ACAUAAUCCUCCCCAUUUCCAUUUAUACAUAAAAAGACACCAUUCUUUUCCUCUCUUCCUCCCCCUUCCUCUUUCUCUCCCUCACACCUCCUCAAAGAACCCUAAAAACACCUCUCUAUCUCUCUCCAAAGUUUGGGAAACGGAGGAGGCAAAUGCAGUAAAUGGGUUGAUCAGAUUUGCUUAAAGAUUGUGUUUUGGGGCUCACAUUGCCGUAAUUUUUGGUAGUUUACCCUAAGUUUGCCCUCAUGGAUGCUAAUGGGGGACUCGGGAUGCGAAAUUGGGGCUACUAUGAUCAGCCCAUAAAGGUUAAUCCAGGGCUUCAGCUCAUGUCCUCUGUGGCCGAGCACGAAAAGAAGCAGCUUUUCUCCAAUGGAGGCUUUCUCCAAAGAGAUUACAGUGCCCCUGAGACGUUUGCGCCGAUUGAGUUCUUGAAGAAUAGUUGGCCAAACUACAGGGAGGCCAAGAUGCCCCAGAUGAUGCCUACUAACCCUAGUUAUGAUCUCCUGCCUAGUGCGAACGGGGCUCAUUCCUUCCAAAUCAUGCAGGCGCCGAGCCCGCCCAAAGACGACAAUGUCGCACCGAUGAAUGAGCCGCAAGCGACAAACGAUAAGCCUCCGAAGAAGCGGUCUCGGGCUCGGCCGGAAAGCGCUUCUAAGCCCAGGAAGCCGAAAAAGGCUCCCGUUCCGAAAGAGGAACGCAAGGUUAACUCGAACCCGAGAGUGAGAAAUGGGAGGAAAAGCGCGGAUAUCGUUAUAAACGGAAUUGACUUAGACUUGUCGGGGCUGCCCACUCCUGUGUGCUCAUGCACGGGCGCUCCGCAGCAAUGCUAUAGAUGGGGGGUCGGAGGGUGGCAGUCGGCCUGCUGUACUACUAGCAUUUCCGUGUACCCGCUCCCGAUGAGUACAAAGAGGAGGGGGUCGAGGAUUGCGGGGAGAAAGAUGAGCCAGGGCGCGUUUAGGAAGGUGCUGGAGAAGCUCGCGGGGGAGGGCUAUAACCUUAAUAACCCGAUCGACUUGAGGGCUUACUGGGCUAAGCAUGGAACCAACAAGUUUGUGACGAUCAGGUAAAAGUUGUAUAAUGUCUGUAAGCUUAACUUUAUGCAGAAGAUCUCUGGGUAGAAUGUAGCUCGAUGUCGAGGUUAGAUUCUAGUUUAGCAGCUGAAUGCAUGUUAUUUCUUCUUUCCUUUUUUGCAACUUGUAGUUGUAACUAUUAAACCUAUCCAAUCUAGAUUGUCUUUUGCUUAUCGCAAAAAUGAAUUUUUAUAAUGUCUCCUAUUUUA
This is a messenger RNA of Ananas comosus (pineapple), 1279 nucleotides long. RefSeq names its product protein Barley B recombinant-like. Gene Ontology annotation, cellular component: nucleus. Gene Ontology annotation, molecular function: DNA-binding transcription factor activity; sequence-specific DNA binding. Lineage: Eukaryota; Viridiplantae; Streptophyta; Magnoliopsida; Poales; Bromeliaceae. The transcript has 2 exons. Gene Ontology annotation, biological process: response to ethylene. Bases 246 to 1067 code for a protein of 273 amino acids. The record is from RefSeq and is a predicted model, not a curated record.